CUCCCCGUAGCCCCCUGCGCCGUCCCCCCCCGCCGCUCCCCGGUCUCUAUGACCUCGGCGGGGCGGCGGGCGCGAUGUGGCGGCUGCUGCUGGGCCGAAGCCGGGGCCGCUGCGGGCCGACCCCCGCCCGGCCCGCCUGCGCCCCCGGGCUGGGCCAGGGCCGCGGGCACAGCCCCGAGCGGGCGCCCGCGUGUGAGGAUGGGCCGGAGCGAGGAGAGAGGCGGCAGCCGCUGCCCCGCCUGGUGCCCCGCUACUCCGUGCUGGAGGCUGUCACCUGGGGAGCGCUGGGCGCGCUGCUCCUGCAGCUCGUCAGGCAGGUGGCGUGGCUGAGGUCGCUGCCGGACGCCCGGAGGGAGCGGAGGUGUCCCUGGCUGUCCCCGCGGCCCCCCCAGCACACAGUGGUGACUGAAGCCUCAACCAGCUGUCCCAGUGAGCAGCUGGGGUCCCAGUUCCUGCAGAAAGCAAUUCCAGAGGCCACAGCAGAGAAUUCAUCCUCAGGCAUCCCCUCAGGGCAAGGAGAGAGCCAGCCCUGGGCAGAAGUAGGGGAGUUCCAAAUCCCUGCAAGCUCCAGUGUGGGGCCACUUCUCCACAGUGCAAAGGGUGACCCAGCUCAGCGAGGGCAUUUAGAGGAAGCCGCUUUCCAAUUGCAGCAGAUUUUCCGGAUUGAUAUUUCCAUUGCCUUGAAUAUCCUCGGGAUCGAGAGCAUGAGGGCAGGGCACUGCAGGACAGGCUUCACCUGCUUCAAACUGGCUGCUGAUCGAGGCUACAGCAAAGCCCAGUUCAACGUGGGCCUGUGCUAUGAGCAUGGCAGAGGCACGGAGAAAGACCUGGAAAAGGCAGCUCUUUAUUACUGCCACGCUGCCAGCAGCUGCCACCCCAUGGCCCAGUACCGCUACGGGAGGUACCUCCUGCAGCACAGCCCUGGCCAGCACUGGGACAAGCUCCAGAGGGCCCUGACGUUCCUGGAGCGAGCAGCAACGGCUGGGAUCACAGAGGCACAGGCUUAUCUUGGAGUGUUCUACAUGAGGGGGCUGCAGCCCCAAGAAAAGAGGGGUCUGAAGUACCUGCUGCUGGCAGCAAACAGUGGUGAUGCCCAAAGCAGGUACCACGUGGGUGUUUGCUACGAGCAGGGCCUUGGGGUGCAGCAGAACCUGGCAGAGGCACUGAGACACUACAGGGAGGCAGCUGCUGCUGGGAACAGGCACGCCCAGGAGAGACUGAAGCUGUGGGAAGAGGAGCUGGAAGAUGUGCGGGCAAAGCAUCCAUUCCCUUCAGGAAUACGAGCCUCUUCCUCGAGCCCCAGUUUCUGGGCUCUGGAGCCUGUGUCUGCAGGUCUCCACAACACCCUGCCCCACUCUUGGAGCACAGACAGACUCCAUGUGAUGCUGCUGAGCAGUGCAGGAUGGAGCCGUGCCUUCGGACACAGGACAGUGCCACUGGAAAGGCAGUUCUGGGAGCCCCACGGCUGCUGUUCCUAGAGCAGGCAGCACCAGCAGCACCUACAGAACAGCAGCACUGUCCUCCAGCCCCAGGCCCUUCCCACGUGCCGACAGCUGCCGCAGGAGCCCCGCGCCCGUCUCGCUGUGGACUUGGACCUUCUG
Molecule: messenger RNA, 1601 nt
Organism: Neopelma chrysocephalum (saffron-crested tyrant-manakin)
Lineage: Eukaryota; Metazoa; Chordata; Aves; Passeriformes; Pipridae
Gene: DELE1
Product: DAP3 binding cell death enhancer 1
Exons: 12
Coding region: 75-1478 (467 amino acids)
Molecular function (GO): protein binding
Source: RefSeq, a predicted model, not a curated record